CUCAUCUAGGAACAUGGAUGGAGCAGCAGCUUUGGUUCUGAUGUUGUCAGCAAUGGCAGUGCUGUUGGUUGGUGUGGAGAGCCAGCAGAGGGUGUGUUACUCCGGUCCCCCACCGGAACCUGAUCCUGAUAAUCCGGAUGACUGGAUGAAGCAAGUCAUGCAAGAGAUACGGAAGCGUUGCCCGGGAAGGAGGCAACCCACCCUAGCUGGUGGUACGGAGAAACCUACCCCAGCUGUAGAGUGUUCCAGUCCGCAGCCCCUUGGUAUGGAGGACGGGACAAUCCAAGAUGAUCGCAUCACGGCGUCCAGUAUUUUGGGCACUACAUAUCCAGCCCGGAAGGCACGCCUCAACAUUGACAACGGAUGGGCAGCCUGGAGUAACGAUGCCAAUCCCUGGAUCGAGGUGGACCUCGUGCAGAGUACAGUGGUGACGGGCGUCACCACACAAGGCGGCUACGGUGUAUAUGUGACUGCGUACAAGGUGUCGUAUAAGAAGCAGCCCUCAUCCGACCGUGAACACGUGACGGAUGGAAAAGGAAACAUUAAGGUGUUCAUCGGUAACUAUGAUGCCUACACCCCGGUCACUAACCUGUUUGAUGAGAGUGUGGUCGCCACGGUAGUGCGCAUUGAGCCUACUGAAUGGCAGAAUGGUCUUGCUCUGCGAUUGGAGCUGCUUGGAUGUCGCCGUGGUUAAUUCAGCUGAAGCAUUCAGGUGAUUCUCUCCGAUAGCGCUGACAAAAUUUCACUCUAUAUAAAAGUAAA
Messenger RNA from Patiria miniata (bat star), 762 nucleotides. RefSeq names its product EGF-like repeat and discoidin I-like domain-containing protein 3. The transcript has 6 exons. Bases 14 to 694 code for a protein of 226 amino acids. The record is from RefSeq and is a predicted model, not a curated record. NCBI's taxonomy places the organism in Eukaryota, Metazoa, Echinodermata, Asteroidea, Valvatida, Asterinidae.